GGCCACCGCUCAGCGCUCAGCGUUCAACGUCCAACCGCCACGACGUCCUCCUCCACGAAACGCGCAUGCCGCGACUGUCAUUUACGUGCCACUCCCUCUGAAUGCUCAGAGCCUGUCUCCAUAGUCUCUGAUAACGUCGGUCGCUAGCAACUUGAAGCAACACUGAUGGCACCCUUCACGCCCACCCUUCGCGAAACCUGCCUACUCGCCGUACUGCUGGUCUUGCUCCUCGUCUUCACCGCAAAUCUUCCGCAAGAAACGAGGACCUUUCACGACAUAGUCCGGCCGUAUACAGUGUACGAGGAUGCCGGGAUCGACGCAGAGCCUCCAACCCUCGAGAAGCAGUACACGUUGCAGACACUGAACUUGCCCCUGCGAUGGGAUGCUGGCACCGUCCCCCAAACAAAGAUUGUUGCCCAUGCUCCCGGCUGGACCAUCUUCGAUAGACUGUACAUGUUGAAUGGCACUGUCUACAUCGUGUCCGAUGCACCCGAAAUGAUACCUGACCGUCGACGGAUAUCCUCGACCGCCGUGUUCAUCGAGAAUGGCCCCAUCGCGGAAGCCGAGCGUAUUCCAACCGACAGGGACAUGCGCGUCGUCAGCACUGAAGAAGCCAGGCGACUCUUCGGCACGGACGCAGCACGAUUGGAGGGCGUGACGUGGUACGCUAAUGACCCGAAGCAAUUUAUCACCCAUUACUACCAUUGGUCUGCCGAACUCUUCUUCGGUUUCUGGCGGACAUACUCGUCGUUGGACCCGAGCAUUCCCCCGACCGGCGUGACGACUCUUCCGGCCCCAAGGCGAAUGCUUUUCCCGCAUAUAGAUGCCAACAACUGGAGGGACUAUGCCGCGAUGAACCAAUGGGUCCUCCGAGCGUCCUUCCCGUCUAUCUCGACAGAGUUCAUGAACGACUUCAAGGAACGCGCCGACAUGGGCCGCGUGUUCUUCUUCGAUCGCGUCGUGUUCGCCGACCGUGCUGCGGCUAUGCACGGAGAGAACUUUCUCCGGACACAGCGUACCGCCUCGAACGCCUUCGCACUCCCAGGGAGUGUCAACUGGUGGAGCACUAUCCGUAACAACGUGGUUGGCUUCGCUGGUCUCGGGGAGAGCGGCGGAGCGGAGUCCGUCCAGGGUGUAGACAGUGUCCCGGUCAUCACCUACAUCUCCCGACAAGACUGGGGGCGUCGUAUGCUGAUUCCCGAGGAUCAUGACCGGCUUGUCCAGGAGCUGCACACCUUGAGGGAUACGUACGGCUACGAAGUUAACGUCGUGAGCAUGGAUCUUUUAUCACGCAUCGAGCAGUUCCAGCUUGCUGGUCGGACAACCAUCAUGAUGGGUGUCCACGGUAAUGGUCUAACAUCGCUGCUCUGGAUGCGUCCGACACCGCGUUCGACCGUCAUGGAAUUUUUCUUCCCGGAAGGUUUCGCGCAAGAUUACGAGUACACGACGCGUGCCCUCGGGAUGGUCCACUACGGCUUCUGGAACGACAAGGCAUUCACGCGUCCCGAUGUGCCUCCGGUCAACUACCCUGAAGGUUUCCAAGGCAAUUCAAUUCCUAUUGACGGUGCUGCAGUCGCCCGGUUGUGUCAUCAGCGACUGACGCUGUCAGACGAGGCUGAUGACUAGAGGGCGUUCACUGCACGUUUCUUAGGUGUGGGCGUCAUGUCUCUCGCAGACAACCCUUUUCUCGUCGAGGACGCCACAUAGGCCCAUAGUGUCGUCAUAUUCACUCGUGAGAAUACUAUCUUACAGCUACUCCUUGCCCUCCAAUGGCGGGGUCCUAUCAUAGCGAAUAUUUUUGCUAGAGAUGAUAUCGGGCAUUAACUUAUUGGCUUUCUGGUUCAGACAGCGAGACGUACCCGGAAACUGGCCCCCUUCCACU
Messenger RNA from Rhodofomes roseus, 1882 nucleotides. RefSeq lists its product as uncharacterized. The transcript is spliced from 6 exons. Gene Ontology annotation, molecular function: protein O-acetylglucosaminyltransferase activity. The coding region runs from base 166 to 1626 and encodes 486 amino acids. Lineage: Eukaryota; Fungi; Basidiomycota; Agaricomycetes; Polyporales; Fomitopsidaceae. The record is from RefSeq and is a predicted model, not a curated record. Gene Ontology annotation, cellular component: endoplasmic reticulum. Gene Ontology annotation, biological process: protein O-linked glycosylation via mannose.